Molecule: messenger RNA, 3170 nt
Organism: Crotalus tigris (Tiger rattlesnake)
Lineage: Eukaryota; Metazoa; Chordata; Lepidosauria; Squamata; Viperidae
Product: ADAMTS-like protein 2
Exons: 9
Coding region: 285-1448 (387 amino acids)
Biological process (GO): extracellular matrix organization
Cellular component (GO): extracellular matrix
Source: RefSeq, a predicted model, not a curated record
GAAGGGAGUGAGCAUGUCUUUGGGAUAGAUCAUAAAGGAAUCAUUAUGUGAAGUGGCAUCACAGCAUGAAAUCAACUGUAUUUGGCAUAUAAUAGACAAAUCAGCUUACAGGGAUGUGUUUGUAUAAAUGGAACUGUUUCUGCUUGUGGGUAUUUUUAUCCCAUUCUCUCUAUUUCUAGACAGUGGAAGCUCUGCCAAUAACCGGGCUGGGAAUUCUGCUUGGGGAACAGGACAGGAACCGGCUGAAGCUCUUCCGGAAGGGCCAGAAUGUGAGCCCAGCCGACAUGUACCGGUGGAAGCUCUCCUCCCAUGAACCUUGCAGUUCCACUUGCACCACAGGAGUGAUGUCCACAUAUGCCAUGUGCAUCCGCUACGAUGGCACGGAGGUGGAGGAGCCUUUCUGUGAUGCAGCCACGCGGCCAGAGCCCAUCCAUGAGUUCUGUGCGGGAAGAGAAUGCCAGCCCAGGUGGGAGACCAGCAGCUGGAGCGAGUGUUCCAGGACCUGUGGAGAAGGUCAUCAGUUCCGCAUUGUUCGCUGCUGGAAGAUGCUCUCACCAGGCCUGGACAGCUCUGUUUACAGCAACCUGUGCGAAUCGGCCGACAUCACUCGGCCAGAAGAGCAGAAAGUCUGCAAGAACCCAACCUGCGGGCCACAGUGGGAAAUGUCUGAGUGGUCUGAGUGCACAGCCAAGUGUGGUGAGAGGAGUAUGGUGAGCCGAGACAUCCGCUGUUCUGAAGAAGAGAGGCUGUGUGACACCAGAACCAAGCCAGUGACCGAUAAGAACUGCACAGGGCCACCCUGUGACCGGCAAUGGACAGUCUCUGACUGGGGACCGUGCAGUGGGGGCUGCGGGCCAGGCCGAAUGAUCCGGCAGGUCUACUGCAAGAGCAGCGACGGGCGCGUGGUGCCAGAGUCCCAGUGCAACCCUGAAGCCAAGCCGCUCGCCAUUCACCCCUGCGGGGAGAAGAGCUGCCCUGCUGGCUGGCUGGCCCAGGACUGGGAACGGUGCAACGCCACCUGUGGCCGAGGGGUGAAGAAGCGGACGGUUCUUUGCCUGGAAAUUGUCAGUGGGAAGAUCAAAACCCGCCCACCUACCGCAUGUGACACCACCAAGAAGGAGGCUGAGGAGGCCACCUGCUUUGAGCGCCCCUGCUUCAAGUGGUACACCACCCCUUGGUCUGAGUGCACAAAAACCUGUGGAAUUGGCCUGAGGAUGCGGGACGUCAAGUGUUACCAAGGGGAGGAUCUUGUGCGUGGGUGUGACCCACUCCUGAAACCAGUUGCAAAGCAGACCUGUGACCUCCAUCCCUGCCCAACCGAACCACCAGAUGACAGUUGCCAGGACCAGGUGGGGACCAACUGUGCUCUAGCAAUUAAGGUGAACCUCUGUGGCCACUGGUACUACAGCAAGGCCUGCUGUCGAUCCUGCCGAGUGCCCCGUUCCUAGGGGGCGUAAUGGCGUGGGGGUCCCGUGCCCGAGGAGCAACUGGAGCUCAGCACCAUUAGGUAUCACCUCGUGGUCCUCGCUUCUCAUCUUCCUCCAGCCGCGAUGGGUUGGACCACCAACAUCGCCUGCAGAAUUCUGGAUUUUUCUUUUAAUUCAUUUAGCAAAUUCUUGAUCUACCUAUACAUGACUCCCCUCCUGCCAGUGAUUUUGUCCUCCCCACUGUUCCUCGCACUUGCCUCCUCUGCUUGCCAGUUCAAAUCUUGCCUCCUCUGCUCAGUUCAAAGCUUGCCAGAAUGGCUGAGGGAGGGGCAAAACUCUCGCUUUCCUGUUAAUGAUCACAUCGCUCAUUGCAGGACUGGGCCUAAAUCAGAAUGCCCCCCCCCCCACAGCCUUGGCUCUUUCCUUCUGCCUCUCUCCAUUAAAAGUCUCAUUGUCCCCUCAAGGCAGAGAGAUACCCCAAAUAAAAGGUAUGCUGAACCCUUCUCUCCAGCUGCAGUUAAUAAUUGCCACAGGUAUUACAAUGAAGAAUAUUUGAGGAGGAGACACAUCCAUUUUACACUUUAUUGAAAUAAAUGAAAAUUGGUGGGAAUGAAGUCUGCAUCAGUUUUAAAUACCAAAAUGACAAUAAAAUCAUUAAAGGCAGAAAAACCCUAUCAUUUCAAGCUUAGGCACUGUAUGUUUAUUCUCACUCAGCAGUAAAUAUAAAUUAACAAAGGACAGGUAAUAAAGUCUACUAAAUAUAACAUGUAAGUGCACAUCUGGCAGAAGUGUUUUAUCUCAUAAUCAAACUCUUAAAUACAUAAUGCCAGCAUAUUGUAUAGGAUAAUGAAAACAUAACUGCACUUUAUAACCCAAAAGGGCCCUGGGCUCUUUUUUAAUGUAUUUGUUUACAAAAUAAUAAACUUUAUCCCUUUUACUGUUGAAUGGUACUUGUAAGUGUCUGUUAAAUAAGUUUUCUGAUAUUUAUGGUGACAGCUCAAUCCUUGUUAAGUUUUUUCCAUUUGUUUUGGCAAAUGGGAACUAUUCUCUGACUUUAUUUGACAGCACAGUAUCAGCAGUAGAGUCCUUCAAGUUUUUGGGUUCUAUAAUCUCCCAGGACUUGAAAUGGACACCUAAAAUUAGAACCAUCAUUAAAAAGGCACAACAAAGAAUGUUCUUCCUGCAUCAGCUCAGAUACACAUUUACAGAGGAAUUAUCACUUGUACUUCUAUAAGUGUCUGGUUUGGUACAGCAACCAAACAGGACAGGCACAGACUCCAAUGGAUAGUUAGGACUGCAGAAAAAAACAAUUGCAACCAGCUUGCCUCCCAUAGAAGACUUGUAUAUGUCAGAAGAAGGGCUGAGAAAAUAUUUACAGAUUCCUCACAUACUGGACAGAAACUGGUUUAACUCCUCCUCUUGGGAUGGUGCUAUAGGGCAUUGCAUGCCAAAACAACUAGACACAGUUUUUUUCUUUCAUGACAUUAUUCUGCUGAACAUCUAAUUCUCAGUACUGUCUAAUGUCCAUGUAGAAGUAUUACUAUUCUUAUUAUUGAAGGAGAACUCAUCAAAUUUCCAGAUGACCCCAAGCUGUCAGGAGUAGCCAAACACCCCAGAGGACAAACUCAGCAUGCAAAAAGAUGGGCAUUUCUCCACAUUGAAAUGAAUUUCAAUGUGGAGAAAAGCAAAGUCUUACACUUAGGCAGGAAAAAUCAAAGGCACGAAUACAGAUUGGGCGAGACC